GCUGAUGUGAUCGCCGCGCCUCUCAUGGCCUGCGUGACGGUGAUGAACAUGGAGACGCCGCCGUGUCCCGCGCUUCACCAGAACGGAAACAUCUACGCCGGCGCCUCCGGCCCCAAGGCGGCGCCCGUGCUCAGGGUCCACCUCUACGACAACGGGCGGGUGGGCAGGGAGCCCGGCGUCCUCUCCUACCCCCCCGGGGACUACGUGGCCGAGGAGCUGUGCAUCGCCGCGGCGAAGGAGUGCGGCGUGACGCCCAUGUACUUCAGCCUGUUCGCCCUGAGGAGGGAGAGCGACUGCAUGUGGUUCUCGCCCAACCACGUCUUCCGCCUGGACGAAACGGCCAAUGAGGACCUGCGCUUGAGAAUCCGGUACUACUUCCCUCGGUGGUACAGCAACGAGGCCUCCAGGGCGUACCGCUAUGGCCUCACCAAGGACUCGGAGAGCCCCGUCCUGGACGACGUGGUCAUGGCGUACCUGUUCAGCCAGUGGCGCAGUGACUUCGUGAGCGGCUGGGUGAAUAUGACCAUCAGUCACGAGACCCAGGAGGAGUGUCUGGGCAUGGCGGUGCUGGACAUGAUGAGGAUGGCCAAGGAGAGGGACCGCUCCCCGCUGGACAUCUACAAUGAUAUGAGCUACAAGUCCUUCUUACCCAAGAAGAUGCGUGACCGUAUCCAGGACUACCACAUUGUCACCCGGAAACGGAUCCGCUACCGCUUCAAAAGGUUCAUCCAGCAGUUCAGCCAGUGCAAAGCAACAGCCCGUGACCUCAAGCUCAAGUAUCUUAUCAACCUGGAGUCCCUGCAGUCCCUGCAGUCCACUUUAUACUCGGAGUCCUUCCAGGUCAAAGAGCCCGCCGCUGGCCAGGUCACCAUCAUCGUCUCCGGGAACAACGGCAUCCAGUGGUGUCGCAACAAACUCAAAGACUCAGAAACAGAUCAGGAGCUACAGACAUACUGUGAUUUCCCAGAGGUCAUUGACAUCAGCAUCAAACAGGCCUGCAAAGAUGGCUCCAGUGAAAGCCAGAUUGUCACCAUCAAUAGACAGGACAGCAAGACACUGGAGGUGGAAUUUGAUUCCCUUGCAGAAGCCCUGUCCUUUGUGUCCCUUAUCGAUGGCUACUGCCGGCUCACAACAGACGCCCACCAUUACCUCUGCAAAGAAGUAGCUCCCCCUAGGCUCCUGGAGUCCGUUCAUAGCUAUUGUCACGGUCCCAUCUCGAUGGAGUUCGCCAUCAGCAAGCUGCGGCGCUCGGGGAACCAGCGAGGUCUGUACGUCCUGCGCUGCAGUCCCAAGGACUUCAACAAGUACUUCCUGUCCUUCGCCGUGGUGUCGGACGGCGCGGUGGAGUACAAGCACUGCCAGAUCGUUAAAACGCACACGGGCGAGUACAACCUGAGCGGGGCCAAGAAGAACUUCAGCACCCUGAGGGACCUGCUGCACUGCUACCAGAAGGAGACGGUGCGCUCUGACGGGAUCAUCUUCCAGUUCGCAAAGUGCUGCCCGCCCAAAGUGAAAGACAAGUCCAACCUGCUGGUGUGCAGGUGCAACCAGAGUUCAGAGAUGCCUCUCUCGCCCUCUCUCCAGAGGCAUAACAUCAGCCAGAUGGUGUUCCAUAAGAUCAAGAAGGAAGACCUGGAGUUUUGUGAGAGUCUAGGGCAAGGCACAUUUACGAAGAUCUUCAAAGGAAUCCGCAAGGAGCUUGGUGACUACAGCAAGCUGUAUGAGACUGAGGUCAUCAUGAAGGUUCUGGACAAGGCCCACCGGAAUUACUCAGAGUCCUUCUUUGAGGCAGCCAGCAUGAUGAGCCAGCUAUCCCACAAGCACCUCUUGUUGACCUACGGCGUCUGCGUGUGUGGGGAGGAGAACAUCAUGGUGCAGGAGUAUGUGAGGUUUGGAUCCCUGGACACUUACCUGAAGAAGAACAAGAACUCGGUCAACAUCACCUGGAAGCUGGAGGUGGCCAAGCAGCUGGCCUGGGCCAUGCUCUUCCUGGAGGACAAAAACCUCAUUCAUGGGAACGUCUGUGCCAAAAAUGUCCUGUUGAUCCGAGAGGAAGACCGGAAGACCAGGAACCCGCCCUUCAUCAAGCUGAGCGAUCCUGGCAUCAGCAUCACUGUGCUGCCUAAAGAGAUUCUGGUGGAGCGGAUACCCUGGGUGCCCCCGGAGUGCAUCGAGGACCCCAAGAAGCUGAGCGUUGUGGCAGACAAGUGGGGUUUUGGCACCACGCUGUGGGAGAUCUGCAGUGGCGGGGAGAAGCCCCUCAGCUCUCUGGACUCCUCCAAGAAGCACCUGUUCUACGAGGACAGACACCAGCUCCCUGCGCCCAAAUGGACGGAGCUGGCCAAUCUGAUCAACAGCUGCAUGGACUACGAGCCCAUGCUCCGGCCGUCCUUCCGAGCCAUCAUCCGGGACCUGAACAGCCUCUUCACCCCCGACUAUGAGCUGCUGGCGGAGAGUGACAUGCUGCCCAACAGGAGCAGAGGGUUUGGGCUCACCGGUGCGUUUGAGACCCAGGAGCUCUCGCAGUUUGAGGAGAGGCAUCUGAUAUUCCUGCAGCAGCUGGGCAAGGGUAACUUUGGGAGCGUGGAGAUGUGCCGUUACGACCCGCUGCAGGACAACACCGGCGAAGUGGUCGCCGUCAAGAAGCUGCAGCACAGCACUGCCGAGCACCUGCGCGACUUCGAGAGGGAGAUCGAGAUCCUCAAGUCGCUCCAGCACGAGAACAUCGUCAAGUACAAGGGCGUGUGCUACAGCGCGGGAAGGAGAAACCUGCGCCUGAUUAUGGAGUACCUGCCCUUCGGGAGCCUGCGAGAUUACCUCAUCAAGAACAAGGACAGGAUCGAUCACAAGAAGCUCCUGCACUACGCGACUCAGAUCUGCAAGGGGAUGGAAUAUCUGGCAACCAAACGGUACAUCCACAGAGACCUGGCAACCCGGAACAUUCUGGUGGAGAGUGAACAGAGGGUGAAGAUUGGGGACUUUGGCCUGACCAAAGUGCUGCCUCAGGACAAGGAGUAUUACACAGUGAAGGAACCUGGAGAGAGUCCCAUCUUCUGGUAUGCCCCAGAAUCCCUGACUGAAAGCAAGUUCUCAGUGGCCUCGGACAUCUGGAGUUUUGGCGUGGUGCUGUACGAGCUCUUCACCCACAGUGACAAAGCCUGUAGCCCUCCUGCUGUGUUCAUGGGCAUGAUGGGGAGUGACAAGCAGGGUCAGAUGAUCGUCUAUCACCUGAUUGAGCUCCUCAAAUCUGGGAGCAGGUUGCCGCAGCCUGAAGACUGUCCUGCACUGAUCUACAGCAUGAUGAAGGACUGCUGGAACAAUGAGCCUUGCCCUCGGCCAUCGUUUAAGAAGCUCGCCAACAGCUUGGACACGUUUCGGAACAGCAUGGAGGGAUGAGUUUAGUGCCCCCGUUGGGCUGCUGGAGUCGCUGGCUGGGAAGCAUCCGGUGGUGCCCAACAGAGGACUUGAGCACCACCCGAGAUGGCUGUCCUGCACGAGUGUGGACUGCUAACGCUGAAUGUAAAAGGCGUCUGGCGCACCGGCGAAAUAAUGUGAGGCUAUCAAGGCCUUACUGAGUUUAAUUUUGUCAGGUUUCCUGGACACAUGACUCUUUCACGGGAGGUAGUGACUGAAGUGGUCCUUCGCCUGUCGAGUGAUUAACUCUGAAACUUUGCCGAGGUUCAUGGACUUGGUCACCUCAGCACCAGCCAGAAGUCUGAGAGAGCGUCAGAGGCCAUCCAGCGGCUAAUGAUGUGGUUUAUUUGUGAAUCAGUUUGUUUUUCUCUGAGCAUCAUGUGAUCUGAGAGUGUGAUUUAAGGAAAAGGCACGAGUGAACAGCGCUGUGGAGCAGUAGAGUUAAGGGCUGUCAUUUUCAGCGUUCUGCGUUGCAUUUGUGUUCAAUGCCUGUAGCAAGCAAGCUGGCAGUGCAAGCCAGUAUGUGUGUUAUGCUCUGGCACUGAAAUGAACCUACUAGCUCAGUUUUGAAACAAGACUUGCAGAGACAGGAGUGUUUUUAGAUGUUUAUUCUUUUAUGAUUCUUUAUGAGAUGCUGUGACAUGACCAUUGUAAAUGUACAGAUUGUGGUCGAAGGUAUCAUGCAAGUUCCUCCAUGUGAAAAAGGCCAGACAGGAUCAUUAGUGUAGCAUACAUGAGUUGAUAGUGUUAAGAAAAUGAAUCAUUUGUAUGUUUGUGUUUUAUUUUUGCUUCUUUUUUUUUUUUCUUUUUCUUUUUCCUGAGAGGGAGGGAUCUCAUUGGAGCUCCAACGACAGUAAGACUGGACAUUCCGGCACCCACACAAGUGCCCCUCUGCCAGGAGAGACUGCCCAUUGGCUGUUUCUCGCAUUCAAGCAAAAACGUAAACUGUGGGAGGGUGGUGUGGCCCUGGCCUGCACCGUGGCUGGGAAGGAGCCGCCAUUCCGGCUCUGUUUCACUGUUGCUCAUGUGCCAUCUCAGCUGUAGCUAGGCUUCAUUAAAAAAAAAAAAAGUACAAAAAGAGGAGAGUAAUUUACUUAUGCAAAAUGUCUUGUUUUUGUUAUAGUGCUUGUCUUCCGGCAUUGUAUGUUCUUACUGGCAGCACUGCUGGCCUUCGUACCUGAUCCCCCCUCUUAAGAAAAUCUCUUAAGUGAACAUAUUGUCUUAUUUUUUAUUUUUGUUGUUUUUAUUUUAUUUUUUACAAAUAAUAUAUGACCAUGAAAAGAAGUUUUUUAAACUCUAAAAGUACAUGAAUUAUAUUUGAGCAGAAUUUACCCACUGAAUGUAAAUGAAAAUCUUGUUUUGAAAAUAUUGCGUAAUUGCAUGUAAAAUACAAAUAUAAUUUUGUAAGUAAUUUUUGUGCAGGCCAUGUCAUAAAUAAAUGAUAUAUUACUGCAACUAAA
Molecule: messenger RNA, 4874 nt
Organism: Anguilla anguilla (European eel)
Lineage: Eukaryota; Metazoa; Chordata; Actinopteri; Anguilliformes; Anguillidae
Product: tyrosine-protein kinase JAK2-like
Exons: 23
Coding region: 25-3396 (1123 amino acids)
Biological process (GO): cell differentiation; peptidyl-tyrosine phosphorylation; hemopoiesis
Cellular component (GO): cytosol; membrane; cytoskeleton
Molecular function (GO): cytokine receptor binding; ATP binding; histone binding
Source: RefSeq, a predicted model, not a curated record